Molecule: messenger RNA, 369 nt
Organism: Tetrahymena thermophila SB210
Lineage: Eukaryota; Ciliophora; Oligohymenophorea; Hymenostomatida; Tetrahymenidae
Exons: 1
Source: RefSeq, a predicted model, not a curated record
AUGAAGAAUUCCAAAAUUUAAACUCACUUUAAAAUAAAAUUUCUACUAAAAAAAAGAGCAUAUAGAAAUGAUCAAUUUAAUUUAAGUUAAAACAAAAGAGGCUAAUAAACCAAAAUAUAUAACCUUUAAUACAAAUAACUUAUAAAAAAUGAAGGAUAUAUAAUCUAAAAGAGGUAUCUCUAAAGUCUAAUUAUAGAAUAUUAUUAAUAGUAGUGUUAGACAACUUAAAAGAAAGAAAGAAAAAAGUACAUUGAAGAAUCUCUAAAAAAAAGGCUGAAUUAAUUAAUUAAUGUAAGCCAAUAAAAUAAAAUUAAAAUUUAAUAUAAAAUAAGACAAAACUAUUUUAUAAUAAUUGAAUAAGGUAGAUGA